UGCUGCAGUGUCGUCUGUUGGGCUGAGCUGUCCUCCGGGCUAGGGCGAGGGCCAGAUGCAAGGGACCUCAGUUGUGACCCUGCAGGCAUCCCUACACCUCGCAGGGAGGCCAAAUGCCAUGUGAGAAGAAUGGACGUUGCUGUGUGGGUCCGGCCGCUCAUAGGCAGGUAUAUGCAAUGGAGCAGCCUGACUGGGAUCUGGAUAGAGUCGAAC
Messenger RNA from Geodia barretti, 213 nucleotides. The record is from the annotation of a GenBank genome assembly. Lineage: Eukaryota; Metazoa; Porifera; Demospongiae; Tetractinellida; Geodiidae.